AUGUUGGCUCUGAAAGACGCCGGAGUCGUCGGAGUGUCCGUGGCUCUGGCGGGGGGAGUCGCGUAUCUAAUCUGGAACUACGCGUCCUCCCACGGGAAGAAGCAGCGCGAAGCUCGGCCGAAAGGAGAUGGGACCGGUACUCAAAAGGAGGACGGAAAGAAAAGGGAGGAGAAGCAGGAGGUCAUAGAGGAGGCCGUAGAGGAGGCUGAGGAAACGGCGGUGGUCUCCGCUGCUGCUUCUACUGUUGCUGCUGCAGCUCCUAAAGCACCAGAGGUAGUUAUACCGUUGACUUUAACGGACACGCCUAUUCAAGGACUUUUGAGCAUUCAUUCAAUAUCCUUAAAAUAAAAUAAAAACAUAUAUAUAAAAUGAUAUAAAAUACCCUUACUACUUAGACUAGACUAUUAACCUUGAACACUAUAGCUAAAAUUAGUAACCCCAUCACUAUCGCCGGUGAUUUUUUGCCGAAAUAAAAAGUACUUGUCAUCAAAAUAGGACAGUACAUGACAAAUUAAAGUAGUUUUCUUUUAUUUUUUAACUGUGCAAUGUCCAAAGAGAUGGGGGGGAAAAAAGUGCCAUGAAGGGACCAUGUAAAAAUGCAACAAAAUAACUGAAAUUAGGCAUUCAUGAACAAAAAAUCCUUAAAAACAACAACAAAAAUUAGAUAUAUGUAGACACUGUACACGUAGUUCUUUUCCACCCAUUCCUGGGGCAUGUGAGUCUUCCCUGGUUAGACUCAGGGUUCUUGGCACAAUAACAGCUGCAGGAGAGAGAACCAAAAUAUGGUGUAUAGUGAGUAAAAAUGACCAGCUGACUAAAACAUUUCUUAUCACCAUAUGAAUUCAGUUGAAAAGCACUACUUUGCGAUAGUUAUUCAUAUAGCAUGCAAAUCCCAGGACCACUCUUACUGACCUUAUUCACCUACAUGCAGCUAUCAAAUCCACCCAAACCUACUUUACCCUCUAUCACUAUUGUCCGGUGAAAAUCACCCUGUGAACAUGUGCCUGUAGGAAAAAGCAGGUUUUCAAAGAUGUCAAAGGCAAUGCUGAAGCUACCAGGGACCCAUGAUACUCAGACAAACGCAACAUAAUGAUAAUCACGUGAACAUGUUUGGUCAGCGAUAGUGUUCUAGGGUUAAUGAGGUCCUAAAUGUCCACUGAUAGUUCGAGACCUUGUAGAGAACUUGUCAGGUCUGAAAUAUGACACAGUAACACUACAGUAAUUAUGUCAUGCUACUUAAAGUCAGCUUGACCUACUGACCUACAAGACUCAUAAUGUUUGCUAGUUCACUACUUAGUGCAAAAUAACAAACACUUUUUAAAACCCAACUGUCUUUGAGUUUACCAUCAUUGCAGAGCACCUCAUGAGUCCGCUGCUUCACCAAUGUCACAAAACACGAGAACUGGCAGGAGAACUUUUGGAUUGUAGGCCUGGUACUUUUCAGCUGGUGCAGCUCAAUGCGGUGGAUUCACCUGGUGUGGCGGUAGAGCUUAGAGCUGCAUCAGAUGCCAAUAGGGUGUGCAGAUCUCUGACACAACCUCAUACUAUUGCACAUCGUCUUGGUUGUUUUAGUCUUGUGGCUAAUACAGAGGCAUAUUUUAAAUGAUGAGUCUUUCUCUGUAGGUUAAAGUCUGUAAAACGACCAGAACCUCUUGGAUAUAAAGUUUACAUUAUGUUACAGAAGCCAGAACAUGAUCGGAAAAAGACCGUUGUCUUUACUCAACAUCAGGUAUCUAAUAUCUAAAUCUUGUCUGUGUGUGCAGCAGUCCAAGCUUGUUGAGUCAGCUGGGACGCAGGUUCUAGUUCUGGGUCUGGAUGGAGCCGGUAAGACAAGCCUGCUGCACUGCUUGGCUACAGGAUCCCUGGAGCAGGACAUGGAGCCGACAGAGGGCUUUAACGCUGUCUCCAUAAACAGAGAGGACCUGCACAUCGAGUUCCUAGAAAGUAAGUCUGAAGUGGUGUAAACAGAAGAGCCUGUCAUGAAUCUGACCAAGAGUCUGUGUCACAAUCACCUGUCUGUCUUGUCUGUGUUUGUCUGUCAGUUGGAGGAAAAGCAGAGCUGAGGCCUUACUGGCAGAGGUACAUGCCCAAGGCUCUUAUGUUAGUCUUUGUGGUCGACUCCUCCAAGCCGCAGCUCUUCCCUCUGGCUAAGACGCAUUUACACGAGCUGCUGGCCACUGACCCCAGCCUGCCUGUGAUGGUGCUCGCCCACAAACAGGUGAGUGUGACAGCAAAACACUCCAGACUGUUGUCAAAGAAGGCUGCGGGCCUCUUGUCCUGAAAUAACCUUUAAGAUAACUGACGUCAGCGAGAAGUCAGAGGUUAUGCACUAAAUUCAGCUCAGGAAAUUGUUUGGAUUAUGUCAGAAUAAAGUUAAUAAAAAAAAAAGAGGUCUUGUUUUAUUUGACUGAAACUCUGUGGAGCAAAAUUAAUUCUUUUUGAUGUGAAAAUAGCUGCAAACAACGAAAUAAAUCUGCGUUUUGAACAAAGUUAGGGGCUGUUUUUAUUGACCCCUGACAGUUUUUCAUUUUCUUUUAAAACUAGAUCACACUAUCUGUUGUGAUUUUCUUUGUUAAAUAGAUCCAUGCUCAGAAAAUGAGUAUGAACAGAGCAGAUUUGCGUUGCUGAGGUUCAAGUGUUUAGAUCAACUUAUAUUGAAGGGAAAUCUAUGAAGCUGUUUGCCGACUUUUCUGUAUUAAAGCUCCAGUAAGGAACUUUUAUGGCACUUCCUGUAGACAAAGUAUUGAUGAAAUCGGGGUGAUCAUGUUCAGUCAUUUAGCCAACUAAUUGUGCACACCUCUAUUUGAAAGUCGGCGAAUGUUAUAGAUACAGAUUUUGAACAUAAUUUUUGUGCACUGUAAAUCUGUUAAAUAUAUUCCUUUCACUUUAAUCAACCCAAAGUCAGUAUUUUCUCUCACAGGAUCCAUCUUUUUAAUACCCUCGAAACAAGACAAGAAUGAACAAGUUCUUUGCAGAUCUGUCAAAAUCUGACUUUAAAAAGUUAAACAGUAGUUUUCCUGUUGUCCUCGGAGGCACAUUCACUGGAACCUGUUCUGUCUAAAGGGUGUAUUAACUAUACAAAAUGAAGAGAGAGACAGUUUUUAAAGUGUGUAUUAUUGUUUACUCUUGUUUCCAGGAUCUUCCAGGAGCCGGGACCAUCACCGACCUCCAUGAAGACCUGUGUCUGUCGGAGGCUGGGGACCGCAAGUUGUUCCUCAUCGGCACCCACGUCAAGAAGGGAGACUCAGAGCUCAGCUCAGGGGUUCAGGACGCUCGGGACCUUAUCUUCCAGAUGGUUUGUGAUGGCAGAUAA
Xyrichtys novacula (pearly razorfish) is the source of this 3313-nucleotide messenger RNA. The record is from the annotation of a GenBank genome assembly. NCBI's taxonomy places the organism in Eukaryota, Metazoa, Chordata, Actinopteri, Labriformes, Labridae.